This is a messenger RNA of Penicillium cinerascens, 1742 nucleotides long. Its product is annotated as ammonium transporter. Gene Ontology annotation, biological process: ammonium transmembrane transport. Gene Ontology annotation, molecular function: ammonium channel activity. Lineage: Eukaryota; Fungi; Ascomycota; Eurotiomycetes; Eurotiales; Aspergillaceae. Bases 51 to 1742 code for a protein of 563 amino acids. The record is from RefSeq and is a predicted model, not a curated record. The transcript is spliced from 3 exons. Gene Ontology annotation, cellular component: plasma membrane.
AUCAAUCCCUCUCAACACACGCGAGCUCUCACGAGCUCAGAUCUUUCAUCAUGUCGGCGUUCAACGGGAAAGCCCCGUACGCCCCGGAUUAUGCGUCCUACAACUGGAUCGGUGCUCCGUCCGACUACUCUCUCUCGACCAACCCGGCUCUGGGCGGUAACUCCCGCACCGAAAACUUGAACAAAUGGUUCCAAUCCGGUGACCAGGCCUAUAUUAUCGUGGCCUCCGCGAUGGUCAUGGUGAUGAUCCCCGGUCUCGGUUUCCUUUACUCCGGUCUUGCUCGUCGAAAGUCCGCUCUGAGUAUGAUCUGGGCCUGUAUGGCUUCUUUCUCGGUUAUUACCUUCCAGUGGUACUUCUGGGGUUAUUCUUUGGCUUUCUCCCCGACAGCCACCAAUGGAUAUAUAGGAAAUCUGCGCUACUUUGGCUUGAUGAAGACUUUGGCUGAUCCGAGCCCUGGUUCGCCCUUGAUUCCUAAUAUUCUUUAUGCGUUCUAUCAGAUGCAAUUCUGCGGUGUAACUGCGGCUAUCGUCAUGGGAGCUGUCGCUGAGCGCGGUCGGCUUCUUCCCGCUAUGGUCUUUACUUUCAUUUGGGCUACUAUCGUCUACUGCCCGCUGGCCUGCUGGGCCUGGAACGUCAACGGCUGGGCUUACAAGUACGGUGUCCUGGAUUACGCCGGUGGUGGCCCCGUCGAGAUUGGCUCCGGUUUCACUGCUCUCGCCUAUUCCAUGGUCCUCGGUCGCCGACAGGAACGCAUGAUGCUCAACUUCCGCCCUCACAACGUCUCCCUCAUCCUUCUCGGUACCGUCUUCCUCUGGUUCGGUUGGCUCGGCUUCAACGGCGGUUCUUCCUUCGGUGCCAACAUCCGCGCUACCAUGGCUUCCUGGAACACCAACCUGACUGCCGCUUUUGCCGCCAUCACUUGGGUUCUGCUCGAUUGGCGCCUGGCUCGUAAGUGGUCCAUGGUCGGCUGGUGUUCCGGUACCAUCUCGGGCCUCGUGGCUGCUACCCCUGCAUCUGGUUUCAUCACUCCCUGGGCUAGUGUGAUCCUGGGUGUUGUCACCGGCAUCGUGUGCAACUACUCUACCAAGAUCAAGUACUGGAUCCGCAUCGACGACUCCAUGGAUGUGUUAGCCGAGCACGGCAUUGCUGGAAUCGUCGGCCUCAUCUUCAACGCCCUUUUCGGCGACGACGCCAUCGUCGGCCUCGACGGCGUGAACACCGGCUCCGGCGUCGGCGGAUGGGUUAUCCACAACUACAAACAACUAUACAUCCAAAUCGCCUAUAUCGUCGCAACUGCUACCUACGCUUUCGUCAUGUCCGCCAUCAUCGCCUACGGUAUCAACGCCAUCCCGGGCCUUAACCUGCGCGCCUCCGAAGAAGCUGAGCUCCUCGGUAUGGACGACGACCAGCUCGGCGAGUUCGCCUACGACUACGUCGAGGUCCGCCGUGACUACCUCGCCUGGACCCCCCAGAAACACGACCAGCUUGCAGACGGCCACCACAUCCCUGACGAGCAGCGCUACGGUGUCGGCGCGCACUCUGAGAUGAUGUGCGGCGGCAACCCGCCCACUGGCAUCAUGCUCGAAGGCCGCCCUCCGAACGGGGAGAGCUCCCGCGGAGACAGUGAGGGUGACGUGGCCAUGCACGAGCUCAAGAUUACUCCUGCGCCUCGCCAGGUUGCUGAGCACCAACCUCCCCACACUCAACCCGAGCCCGUCGUGUACGAGAAGACAGAGAACUAA